UCAACACUCAAUUCCUCCCAUCCUUAACCUCUUAUCCUACAGAAUUAAUCAAUAUGGAUAUCAAAGAAUCUGCCGUCCACCAAACCCACGCCGGAUUACGCCUUCUGAAGCAGCUGCUGGAGACCCAACAAUUUAAAGCUAAGAACCUCGUAUUCUCCCCGUUCUCCAUCUACACCAUGCUCACUCUUCUCGCUAAUGGAGCUUCACCCGACUCCCAAAUGAUCCAACAUUUGCUUUCCUUCCUCAAAUUUCAAUCCCUCCAACAACUCAACUCCUUCCUUUCUAGCCUUUUUCCCUCCGUCUUCGGAGACGCCUCCGCCAAUUACGGUCCUAUCGUCACCACCGCCAACGGCGUUUGGAUCGCCGAUGAUCUUCCUGUCAAGCCCUCGUUUCAGAAGCUUUUCGAAACUCUCUACCAUGGAAAACUCAACAUCGUUGAUUUCGUGAACAAGCGACGUGAAGUGAUGGAAGAUGCGAAUGCGUGGGUUAAAGAACAGACUCGAGGACUCAUUCCCGAAAUCUUGAAAGACAUAGACGAAUCAUGCAGAGUGAUUUUAGCCAACGCAGUCUACUUCAAAGCUGCUUGGUCUGGUAAAUUCGACAAGUACUUAACCAAGGACCAAUAUUUUCGCCUUCUCGAUGGAACCUCCCGCAAAGUUCCUUUCAUGUCUGCCUCAACUAGUUACCCCCAACGCGUCUCUGUUUUCGACACCUUCAAAGUCGCAUCACUCCCUUACAAAGUCGGCGGCGGAAAAUCCUAUAAACCUCGCCAGUUCUCCAUGCUUAUCUUCCUCCCAAACGAUCGGGAUGGAUUGCCUUCUUUGAUCGAAAGAGCCUGCUCUGAGUCUGGAUUCAUUGACCGCCAUGUGCCUCCAAAAGCGGUGAUGGUACAUGAAUUUAAGAUCCCCAAGUUCAAAUUCGGUUUGGAUUUCAAAUUAGAGGAUACCCUGAGGGAAUUAGGGAUGGGUUCGGUGUUUUCGGGGGAGUCGUCGGGUUUCACGGGUAUGGUGGAAGAUCCGGCGGGGAGAGAAUUGUAUGUUUCGAAGAUGUUUCAUAAGGCAGUGAUUAGCGUCGACGAAGAGGGGACGGAGGCGGCGGCGGUGACAAUGGGAUUAAUGUUGGGAUGCUGUCUUAGGAGAGAGGAAGCGAAGCUUAAAUUUGUUGCGGAUCAUCCCUUUUUGUUUGUGAUUAGAGAAGAAGGGAGUGGAGCUGUUCUGUUCCUGGGUCAGGUUCUUGAUCCUUCUCUCCAUUAACGUGAUUAAUCACUAAUUAAUCACUGUUAAGUUUGGAAUUUGAAGAAUUAUGUUUGUGUUUUUCUCUCUUAAUUAUAAGGUUACAUAUGUAUGUUGGGAUUUAGUGUUUGUGUUGAAUCUGAAUUAAUUAAGUAAUGCCCAAGAUUUUAUGAAAACUAAUAUUUGAGUUGGGUUGAUGUAUAGUAUAAAUCUUCACUUUCAAGAAUCAAGACCUCAGUUUUGAAGAAAA
This is a messenger RNA of Cucumis sativus (cucumber), 1482 nucleotides long. RefSeq names its product serpin-ZX. Lineage: Eukaryota; Viridiplantae; Streptophyta; Magnoliopsida; Cucurbitales; Cucurbitaceae. The record is from RefSeq and is a predicted model, not a curated record. Gene Ontology annotation, molecular function: serine-type endopeptidase inhibitor activity. Bases 54 to 1253 code for a protein of 399 amino acids. The transcript is spliced from 2 exons.